CGAGCAGGGUGCGCAUAGAUAAGGCCUGGGGCCACGCCCUCGGUCGCGGCACUCACUCACUCCCCCCUCUCCUUAUCCUGAGGCCACCACCGUCUUCGUGCAUAAGCACCGCAAGCCGCUGCACCACCGUAACCCCGUGCUCCGUCAGGCGCGGCCCAGCCAGCAUGGUUAGCGAGCAAGUUCCGGCGGCGGAGGUGGAGAACAGCGAGGCGGCGGCUCCCGUGGAGAGCGAGGAGGCCACGCCCAAGGCGGAGGACGAGGCGCCGGUCGUCGAGGACAUCAGGGAGGACGAAGAUGAUGGCGAUGAGGAUGAGGAUGAGGAUGAGGACGACGCUGAUGACGGUGAACUAGGUGCAGGGGCAACCGAGGGCUCCAAGCAGAGCCGGAGCGAGAAGAAGAGCCGCAAGGCCAUGAUGAAGCUCGGAAUGAAACCCGUCACCGGCGUCAGCAGGAUAACCAUCAAAAGAGCCAAGAAUAUAUUGUUCGUGGUGUCAAAGCCUGACGUCUUCAAGAGCCCGACGUCGGAGACGUACGUGAUAUUCGGCGAGGCCAAGAUCGAGGACCUGAGCUCCCAGCUGCAGGCCCAGGCCGCGCAGCAGUUUAGGAUGCAAGACCUCAGCAAGGUGAUGGCCAAGCAGGACGCGGCCGCAGCCGCGCCGGCCGACGAGGAGGAGGAGGUCGACGAGGCCGGGAUAGAGCCCCGCGACAUCGACCUCGUCAUGACGCAGGCCAGCGUGUCGCGGGCCAAGGCCGUCAAGGCUCUCAAGGCGCACGACGGCGACAUCGUCAGCGCCAUCAUGGAGCUCACGGCCUGAUAACAAUACGCACUUCGUCGCUGGUUGCUUCAUCUUCAGAAAACACCCGGUGGAAUCAUGCCAAGUGUGUCGUUGUUCAUUUUUGUGGAUUCGCAUAAGAUGUUCUGUUUGUUCACCUCAUGGACGUUGCAUCAUGUCAGCUUCCAGAUUAGUGUCAUCUUCAAGUUGUUUAUCGAAUUCUCAUUUCAGUAUGUUCA
Phragmites australis (common reed) is the source of this 1012-nucleotide messenger RNA. RefSeq names its product nascent polypeptide-associated complex subunit alpha-like protein 1. NCBI's taxonomy places the organism in Eukaryota, Viridiplantae, Streptophyta, Magnoliopsida, Poales, Poaceae. The record is from RefSeq and is a predicted model, not a curated record. Bases 165 to 815 code for a protein of 216 amino acids. Gene Ontology annotation, cellular component: nascent polypeptide-associated complex; cytoplasm. Gene Ontology annotation, biological process: protein targeting to membrane. The transcript is spliced from 3 exons.